Messenger RNA from Erpetoichthys calabaricus (reedfish), 3210 nucleotides. It is a transcript of the gene macc1, whose product is annotated as MET transcriptional regulator MACC1. The transcript has 5 exons. NCBI's taxonomy places the organism in Eukaryota, Metazoa, Chordata, Cladistia, Polypteriformes, Polypteridae. Gene Ontology annotation, molecular function: protein binding. The coding region runs from base 166 to 2739 and encodes 857 amino acids. The record is from RefSeq and is a predicted model, not a curated record. Gene Ontology annotation, cellular component: cytoplasm.
CUGAAUACCUGCUGUGCGUAUAGUCUGUAAGGUGUGUAUGUAAGUGGCGCUCCCAGUUUCAAAGUUAUUGUGGUAUGCUGUACGAUAACAACAGCUGAAUUAAAAAGAAAUACACGGGUAAAAGAAAAUCAUUUGACGGGAUUACGAACAGGUGUACGGAAAAAAAUGUCAACUGUUCGAGCACAGUCUUUUCAUUCUGGGGGCAUAGUACGAAGCAGAUCGGAGGGAUCGCUGAUUGAUCUUGAUGAUGAAAGUCCAAUAAACAAUAAUUCUUUAAAAGGUAAUUACGUUGAUGGUACUCAAAUUGGAAAUCAUUUGGAAUGGCCUGUAUUACAGCCUAAUGUUUUGCAUGGUUCAAAAAACUCCAACCCAUUUUGGAAUCGUCUGCUAGGAUCAAAUCCAUUUCUAGAAGAUAUUGUGCACACAAAUGACUCACAGCGGACACAUUUGCCUUCCUCUAUUUUAAAAGAGGAUCCCAUUGCUAUUUUUGGAGAUGAUACUACAGAGUCCAUUAGUAGUUCCUCUGAUGAACUUGAUAUUAAUCAUCUUUUAAGCUUUCAAAAAAAUGCAGCAAGGCAGUCAGGUCGGUGCAAAAGUACUUCUGAUCUCUUGGAUAUUUUGGAUGUGAAAGAGAGUCCCAAGAAGAGCACAGUUCCGUCAAAUCAAUAUUUAACUCCUAAUUUUGAAUGGCUUCAGAAUGACAGGGAAGCUUACAAGUUAGCUUGGCUGAGUCACAGACAGUUAACUCGAUCUUGUCUUGAUUUGGGUGUUAUGAGUCAAAGUCCUGGUUGGGCUCAGACACAAGCUUCAGAGACGCACAUAAUUUGCAAAAUAGGCCAUGAUGGAGGCUCUGUUCAGCUACCGGAUACUGACAUCAGCGCUCAUAUUCCUGAAGGUCAUGUUUUGCUGGGGGAAACACAAAAUAUUUCAUUAAAAGCUUUCCUUGAUCCUCCUCAAGGCCUUAAUAGUGAACAUUCAACAAUAAUAAGUCCACUUGUGGAGGUAAGUCUUAGUAAUCUGAACACAAGAGAAUGUAUUUCUGUUGAAAUGAAAAUUGCAGCUGAAGUGAAGAAUGAUCCCCUAAGUCAGGUCAUGACCGAAGUUGUGUGUCUUAGUGCUUAUAAAAAAGAUGGUCCUUUUUUAAGUUUGCCCAACUGUUACAUCUAUAAAAACACUUUGCAAGUUAAGUUGAAUCAGCUACAACCUUUUAUGUACAUUAUUGCAGCAGCGAAAGCCAAAAGUAUCCAGCCACCUGCAACAUCAGUGUGGGAUUACAUCAAGAAACAAAUCACUAUUGGAUUCUAUGGCCCUAAACAUGUACACCCUUCUUUUACAGCUGUUUGUGCAAUUUUUGGUCAUGAUCAGAUUCCCACAAAACUCUCAAUUUCAGAUAUUAAAAGGGGAAACAAAACCUUACCACCAGUUGUACUUCAGUUGUGGGGAAAACAUCAGUUUCACCUUGAAAAGCUACAAGACCUUCAGAUUAUGGUUGUCCCUGUGCAGGCUGAUUUUGAAAUUAAAUCAUCUGAUCAAAUUAAACAGAUUAAGCUUGUACAACUUAAAAUGGGGAGAGUUCUUCACCUGCAAUUCCCGGUGAGCAAAACUUGCACAGGAGAAAUUAGCCCUUUUAACCUAAAUGUUAUAGUUAAAGAUUUAAGCUACAAUGACUUGGCUCAGUUUAUUGUGCAGACUCCAAGUGUUGCACCAAAACCUGUGAGCAGAUACCAACCAAAAUGGAAACAACGGCGCAUGGAGGCACGGAUGUCGAUGCCUAUUCCUGAGACAACAAUUUUCAGAUCUCCUAAAUUUCAGGAAAGAAAUGUAAGCAUUGAUCAUUUUGGGAUUGCUUUAAAAUCUGUGCUCAGGCAACCGAAGAUUGAAUACUUGUUGGAGUAUUUUAAAGGAGAUACUAUAGCACUUUUGUCCCUAGACAGAGUUAAAGCAAUUGGGAUGAACAAAGUUAAAAACUGGUACAUUGGAUUUCUAAGAGGAAAAAUUGGACUUGUUCAUUGUAAAAAUAUUAAGGUCAUUUCAAAAGAGCAAGUCAUCGACUUUACUGAUGUAUCCCUUACAACAACUGAACUUCUUAACAGCAUUGUACUACCAUUUAAGAAGUUAACUUAUAUUUACUCUUCAAUUCAAACACUAGCAGUGGAACACAUUCCAAGUUGGAAAGCUUUUGCCGAUGUCCUUGGGUACUCCAGCAUGUCAGUUGAGGCAAUUAACAGAACCAGAGCACAAACUGAAGCAGAAAAAGUGGCAUGUGUUCUUGAGAAGCUGAAAGAAGAUUGCCAUUCUGAAAAAGGCUCCAAGAAGUUCCAGCAUGAGCUGAUUAUUGCACUAUUGAAGAUAAAUUGCCACGGGCUUGUUGCGCGACUUACACAAAAUACGGUAAUCUUGUCUGCGGCUGUAGAACUUGGAUCUCGAUGGAGAGAACUUGGUGAAAAAAUUGCAAAGCUAACAAAAACUCAAAUUGAAGGUUAUGAAGCACCACACAGAGGCAAAAAUGGAGAAGUUAAUCCAGAUGCAAUGUGGAAACCUGCCUACGAUUUUAUAUACACUUGGAGUGCGCAUUAUGGGGAUGCAUAUAGAGAUGUACUGCAGGAUCUGCACUUGGCAUUGGACAAAAUGAAAAGCCCAGUUACUCAACAAUGGAGGCAGCUAACAGGCGUCCUGAUUUUAGUCAGUUGUAUGGACAAACUAAGAGGGGAUGCAUUUCCAGUGACAGAUGAUGAAUAGUUAGACGAUGGUGGAAAUAUUAUUAGAUAUUUGUAAAUAUUUAGCAGUUUUAUAAAUGUUUAAAGAAGGGCAGAUAAUUACAAUUUCAAUCUAACGGUAGGAAAAAAAAGCAUGUGCAUUUGUGGACUUUUUUUGCAAAUGUUAUGAGUCUUAUUUUUAUGUAUGCUAUUUAUUUACCCAUAUUGUGUAUGUAUUUUAGUUAUACAUUUUAUACAAAUACAAAGUUUUUAAAUGUUUUUGAAUCAAUUUUUAUGUUUUAGUGUCUAUAAUUAACAUGAGGAAAUGUUACAUCCGAUUAUUUUAUGUUAACAACAGUGCUAAAACUGAAAUGUAGUUACUGGAUGUGUUUCUCGAGCCAAUCUUCAAUAAUGUACUUAUCCAUAUUUAAAUCAUGGACAAUUGCCUACCAAAUUACAGUAUGUGUGAAUUGUCAACAUUUCAUUGCUUCCUUUCAGUCUAUAAUAUAUUAAA